Messenger RNA from Paramecium tetraurelia, 513 nucleotides. RefSeq lists its product as uncharacterized. The record is from RefSeq and is a predicted model, not a curated record. NCBI's taxonomy places the organism in Eukaryota, Ciliophora, Oligohymenophorea, Peniculida, Parameciidae. The transcript has 2 exons.
AUGAAAAGUACAUACAUUGGAUAUAUAUCAAUUAGAGUUAAGUAAAUAAAUUCAAUAAGGCAGGAGAUUCCCCAGAAUUAUGUUAUGCCUCAUAAUUUAUAUUUAAAAUGCUUCAAUAAUAAAUAAAUGAAUAAAGUUGUCUCUUAAUUUCGUUCAGACAGUCAAAGGAUUGUGGCAAAUAUUUCCUAAUCGAAUAAUAAAAUUGCAUAUACAAAAUCUAACAAAAUUAAGACAUUUUUAUAGCAAACCAAAACAUUUUAUAUUACUGCAGACGCAUACAAAUUGGCACCAGAUCAAGAACAUUCAUAAGCAUGUAAAAGGUUUGUUCACGUAAAUCAAAAUGAAAUUUUAACACUUUUAUAAAUUGCUCAUUAAGUUAACAAUCCUUUCAAUAAAAAACAUCAUCCAUCAUAUCAAAUCUCAUUUUUAAUUAAUGAAUUUAUUCUUAUUAUAAUCAAGAAUCAUCUAGAGAUAGUUUUGAAUCAAUUUAUACUUUAGAAUGAAUAUGUAUGA